GCAAGGCGUGCUCUCCGGGGCUCCGCCUCUUCGCGGCGCUGCAGGGGUUUGGCGCUGCAGGACCUGGGCAGUUCGGGUCCUCCGGCGGUGACGGGGUCCAGGAUGGCAUUGGACUCGGGGGACGGCGGGACUGCCUGCACGUUGGAGUUCGCGGUGCAGAUGACCUGUCAGGGCUGCGUGGACGCGGUGCGCACGUCCCUCCAAGGGAUAGCAGGUGUCCAGAGUGUGGAGGUGCAGUUGAAGAACCAGAUGGUCCUGGUGCAGACCACCUUGCCCAGCCAGGAGGUGCAGGCCCUUCUAGAAGGCACUGGGAGGCAGGCAGUACUCAAGGGCAUGGGCAGUGGCCUGUUGCAGAAUCUGGGGGCAGCAGUGGCCAUUCUUGGGGGGCCUGGCCCUGUGCAAGGAGUGGUGCGCUUCCUACAGCUGACCCCUGAGCGCUGCCUCAUCGAGGGGACCAUUGAUGGCCUGGAGCCUGGGCUGCAUGGACUACAUGUCCAUCAGUUUGGGGACCUCACGAGGAACUGCAACAGCUGUGGGGACCACUUUAACCCUGACGGGAUGUCCCACGGGGGCCCCCAGGACUCUGACCGGCACCGCGGGGACCUGGGGAACAUCCAUGCGGAUGCUGAUGGCCGAGCCAUCUUCAGAAUAGAGGAUGAGAGGCUGAAGGUGUGUGAUGUGAUUGGUCGAAGCCUGGUUAUUGAUGAGGGAGAAGACGACCUGGGCCGCGGCAGCCAUCCCUUGUCCAAGAUCACAGGGAACUCGGGAGAAAGGUUGGCCUGUGGCAUCAUCGCACGCUCCGCUGGCCUUUUCCAGAACCCCAAGCAGAUCUGCUCCUGUGAUGGCCUUACCAUAUGGGAGGAGCGAGACCGGCCCAUUGCUGGUGAAGGGCGAAAGCAACCCACCCAGCCCCCCGCCCACCUCUGAGCAGGACCUUGACCUUGGGUCGGUCACUGUCCUCUCUGCUGAGCGCCGUCCACUUCCAGAAGGAGGUCCUGCUCACCCAGUCCUAGGAAGACUAGUGUGCGGGGUGUGGAGGGGCUGCUGUGAUCUUCCCUUGGCAAAUUAAAGUUUUAUUUUCAUA
Hippopotamus amphibius kiboko is the source of this 1084-nucleotide messenger RNA. RefSeq names its product copper chaperone for superoxide dismutase (gene CCS). NCBI's taxonomy places the organism in Eukaryota, Metazoa, Chordata, Mammalia, Artiodactyla, Hippopotamidae. Gene Ontology annotation, molecular function: copper ion binding. Gene Ontology annotation, biological process: removal of superoxide radicals. The transcript has 8 exons. Bases 103 to 927 code for a protein of 274 amino acids. The record is from RefSeq and is a predicted model, not a curated record.